This is a messenger RNA of Dictyostelium discoideum AX4, 513 nucleotides long. RefSeq lists its product as hypothetical. NCBI's taxonomy places the organism in Eukaryota, Evosea, Eumycetozoa, Dictyosteliales, Dictyosteliaceae. Gene Ontology annotation, cellular component: membrane. The transcript has a single exon. Bases 1 to 513 code for a protein of 170 amino acids. The record is from RefSeq and is a predicted model, not a curated record.
AUGGGAAAAGGUGAAUUGGAACUUGCAGGAUUUAUCCUUUCUGAAGCAUUUGAUGAGAAAGCUGAAAAAGAAAAAGUUGAAAAGGAAAAAGCUCUAAAAGAGAAAACUGAAAAAGAAAAAGCUGAAAAAGAGAAAGCUGAAAAAGAGAAAGUUGAAAAAGAGAAAGCUGAAAAAGAGAAAGCUGCCAAGGAAAAAGCUGCAAAGGAAAAAGCUGAAAGAGAGAAAUCAAAGAGUGCUGUUUCACCAGCUACCACCAAUCAAAAUUCAAAUAAAGGUAAUGUAGAAAAGGGUGUAGCAAUUGGAGUUUUGGCAGGUGGUGCUGUUACUGGUGUUGCUGUCGGAGGUGCUUAUCUUGCCGAUAAAUAUAUUGCUAGUAAAGCCGCUGGAGCCGCUGUUAAUGUUAUUGAACUAACACCAAUUCCAAAUGCUGCAAACACUGCAAACAAUGCAGCAGCUGUUAGUCAAGGUUCGCACCGUUGGCAACCACUACCAUAUUAUUUGUUUAAUAUUUAA